This is a messenger RNA of Hibiscus syriacus, 1344 nucleotides long. RefSeq names its product stemmadenine O-acetyltransferase-like. The coding region runs from base 1 to 1344 and encodes 447 amino acids. The transcript has a single exon. NCBI's taxonomy places the organism in Eukaryota, Viridiplantae, Streptophyta, Magnoliopsida, Malvales, Malvaceae. The record is from RefSeq and is a predicted model, not a curated record.
AUGGAAGUUCAUAUAACUUCAAAGCAUAUGGUUAAGCCCUCCUCUUCAAAACUUCAUCUCUUUAAACCAUUCAACCUUUCCCUUUUUGACCAACUCGCUCCCGGAAUGUAUACUCCGGUAAUCCUCUUUUAUGCUAAACCUGGUGAUUCCAAUAUCGACGGUUCCCAAUUCUCAGAGAAACUACAACAAUCGCUUUCCAAAGCUUUGACUCAGUUUUACCCUGUUGCAGGUCGGGUGAAGAACAACCUUUUUAUUACUGAUUUCGAAGAGGGAGUUCCUUAUGUUGAAACCAAGGUGAAAGGUCGACUAUCUGAUUUCAUUGAGCCAACUCAGAAACUAGAGGCAAUGAACCGAUUGCUUCCUUGUCGACCCUUUUGCUAUAUUCAAGACUCAACAACAGCACCACAAUUGGCUGUUCAAGUCAACAUCUUCGAUUGCGGUGGGAUUGCAAUAGGUUUGUGUGUUUUCCACAAGAUCUUUGAUGGAGCUACCCUGUCUGCUUUCCUUAACAGUUGGGCAGCUUUCAGUCGUGGCUCGAACGGCGAAAUACCAAAUCCUGGACUGUUAGGGGCAUCGUCACGGCUUUUCCCUCCGAUCGAGUCGAUGCCGGAAAAUGCCGACUGGAAAAGCAUGUUCUUCAAUUACGACAGGCGUAUGAUGACAAGGACUUACGUGUUUGAUGCCAAUGCGAUUUCGACUCUUAAGUUGAAAGUGAAAAGCAAAAGCUUGGAGCAUCCUUCCCGAGCAUUAGCACUCACUGCAUUCAUAUGGAAACAUGUCAUCCAGGCAUAUCGAUCAGCUUCAGGAAUUCUAAAGCCAGCUAUUUUAUGCCAACCAGUUAACCUUCGACCAAGAUUGAAGCCCAUCUUACCGAGUUAUUCAAUUGGGAACCUGUUUUUGACGACAAAUAGCAUGUACAACCCAGUUGGAAAAGAUAUAGACUUAUCUGAGUUGGGUUAUCUAUUGAGACAAGCAACAAAAAGUGCCCCUAAUGAUCCCCAGAUUGUUCUGCAAGGCUUUAAAACGAUGACAGAGCAACUCAACCAUCUUGUAGAAAUGGUGUCAAAAGGGAAUGCAGAUUUAUUUGUUUUAAGCAGCUUGAUCAAUACCUUGGAUGCAAAUGAAGAUUUUGGGUGGGGAAAGGGGACUCUGCUUGGCAUUCCAGGGAUUGAUGGCCAUAAUCGAGAGUUCUGCAGCGGUUUCUUUAUUAAAAACGCUAGGCAACACAACGCCAUUGAAGUAUGGGUUACAUUACCCGAGAAAGAGAUAAAUUUUCUUGAACGUGAUCCAGAGUUCCUCGCAUUUGCUUCUCCAAAUUCUUACUUUGAUAAAAGUAAGAUCUAA